AUUAUUGAAUUUACAUGUAGGGAGAACAAUAUGAUCAUCUUCUACAUUUACUGCAAGAUAAACUACAGAAGCAAGAAACACGUUUUAGGAAAUCAAUUUCAGCGUCUGAGAGACUUGCCAUCUGUUUAAGAUUUCUAGCAUCUGGAACUAAUUAUACAGACCUGGCAUACACUUUCCGUGUUUCUAAAUCUUCAGUUUCACAUAUUAUUCGAGAGACCUGUGAUGUCAUAUGGCAAGUCUUACAGCCACUGGUUAUGGCUAUACCAGCAUCAUCAGAUGAAUGGGCUGUAAUAGCAGAAGGUUUUGAAUAUAAAUGGAAUUUUCCCAACUGUGUUGGUGCAAUCGAUGGUAAGCAUAUCAGAAUACAAGCUCCACCGUCAGCUGAAUCAACAUAUUAUAAUUAUAAGGGCUAUAACAGCAUAGUCCUAAUGGCAGUGGCAGAUGCUAGUUACACUUUCCUUUAUGUUGAUUCAGGCAACUAUGGACGCAUCAGUGAUGGUGGAAUUUUCAGUAACUGUUCACUAGGUAAAGCUUUGGUUAGUGAAACUUUGUUUUCAUUGCCAAAUCCAACACCAUUAUUAAAUAGUGAUCGAGUUUUGCCUUUUGUAUUUGUUGGAGAUGAGGCUUUUCCACUCAGGAAAAAUAUUUUACGCCCUUAUCCUGGCAAAUUUCUGUCGAAUGAAAGAAAAAUUUUUUAA
Stegodyphus dumicola is the source of this 698-nucleotide messenger RNA. RefSeq names its product protein ALP1-like. Lineage: Eukaryota; Metazoa; Arthropoda; Arachnida; Araneae; Eresidae. The record is from RefSeq and is a predicted model, not a curated record.